CUGCUCUCGCCUUUCCGCAUAAUCGAGGUUUUCUUCGAUAUGUGGUAUAUUCUCAUACAGAGGAUCAUCGUUGCGAUCUUCAAACCCACACCACCUAAAUCUGCCGACCCGCUCCCGAAUCCCAGAGGAAGAGUCGCUGUGAUUGGGGCAGGACUCACCGGCGUCUCUUCAGCAGCACAUGCGAUUGCACAUGGCUUCGAGGUGGUCAUAUACGAUUCUAAUGACCGCGUGGGUGGCAUAUGGUCGCACGUCAACUCGACAUCCGGACUCCAGCUCAACUCGUUAAUUUACCGAUUCCACCCAGCCGUAGUAUGGUCGAAAUCAUUCCCGCACCGGGACGAGAUUCUUGGGGAAAUCGAGCGUAUUUGGAAGGAGUACAAACUUGAAUCGCGGACAAAGUUGAAGACGAAAGUUAUCAAGAUUGAACGGGCGUCACCGAAGCAAUGCAACGUCUCGGAGGACGAUGCUGACCCCCAGAAACUUGGACAUGCACGUUGGCUCAUCAAUGACGGUUCAGAUGGGCCCUUCGACGCAGUCAUAGUCACUGUGGGUACUUGCGGGGAACCGAUGCGUGUCGGAUUUCCCGGGAUGCCGAAAUCGGAAGGUGCGGACAACGAGAAAGAGUCGCACGAAGAGACAUUUGGUGGCCCUGUCAUCCAUUCUAGUGAACUCGAUGAGAUCGAGCUGUCUGGUAAGAACGUGGUUGUUAUCGGAUCGGGGGCGAGCGGCGUGGAGGCUGUAGAGACCGCCCUGUCUAAAGCAGCGAAACACGCGGUCAUCGUGGCUCGUGAUGAUAAGUGGAUCAUCCCGAGGAAUAUCGUCGUCGAUACGUCCAUCUCAGCGCAACCGUUUGGCCGAGAGAUGCCCCUCAGUAUAUUAUGGGAGACCUUCCUACGCAAAUGGCAUUACUACGGCGUCGAAGAUUUGUCACCCGCGCACCGUGGCAUAUACGAAGGCACCCCAAUUGUGAACGAUGAAUUCUUGGAUCACGUCCGUCAAGGUCGCUGUGACUAUAUCCGAGGAGACACCAAGCGUCUCACUUCGUCUGGUGUUUUGGUGAAUGUUCGUGGUCGCCAGUCGAAGCCCAAUGAUCCAGGCGAAGAGAAGGUCAUCGACGCGGACCUCGUCGUCCUCGCUACCGGGUUCAAGAAACCCGAUGUUGACUUCCUGCCAAGCGACCUCUUCCCAGAAGGAUACGAACGGCCCAACCUGUACCUGCAAAAUUUCAGCACAGAGGACUGGUCUGUACUGAUGACGAAUAGCUCUUACGUUAAUGCCAUAGGCACUGUUGGACAUUUUCACAUAGGAAUAUAUACUCGGAUCCUUCUCACUCUGCUCAUGGAUAAAGACGCACGACCGACGCCAAAAGACAUGAAGCUCUGGGUAGAUGUUAUCCGCUUCGUGAAGAGAGGCGCUGCAGGUGGCGCACUCUCCUUCUUCACGUACAUGGAGCUUACAAUCUGGCUCGUGCUUUUCCACCUCUUCAGACCCGAUAGGUUGAAAUGGAUGUUUUUCAUUCUCAAUGGAUGGGGUGUGCAUCCCUUACCGUGAUGAAACGAGGAUUAUUUGUACACCACUGGUUUCCAUUGGCUGCUUGGACGUAGCACGUACCCCGGACAGCCCUCAGCGACAACACGUAUAGUACCGCAGGGAUUGAAUAUGGAGCAAUAGAUCAUCCUACC
This is a messenger RNA of Punctularia strigosozonata HHB-11173 SS5, 1682 nucleotides long. Its product is annotated as FAD/NAD(P)-binding domain-containing protein. The transcript is spliced from 14 exons. Bases 40 to 1551 code for a protein of 503 amino acids. Gene Ontology annotation, molecular function: oxidoreductase activity. The record is from RefSeq and is a predicted model, not a curated record. Lineage: Eukaryota; Fungi; Basidiomycota; Agaricomycetes; Corticiales; Punctulariaceae.